AUGCACAGUGAGGUUCCACGUGAGCGCCCGCGUUUCUUCUCAAACCUAACGAUGCCGCCGGAACGGAGGAAACGAAUGAAACCCGACCGGAGGGCCGCGGCGAGGCCGAACCGGAAGAGCCGAUUGAGGCCGGACCGUAGAGCCCGAGCGGGGCCGGGCGGGCCGCCCCGAAAGGCUGCCCCUUCAUCCCAGCGGAAACCGCCGGCCCGGGCGGGCGCGGCGGCCGCUGCGGUCGCAGUCGCGGCGGCGGAGGAGGAGAGACGGCUCCGGCAGCGGAACCGCCUGGCGCUGGAGGAGGACAAACCCGCCGUGGAGCGGUGCCUGGAAGAGCUGGUCUUCGGCGACGUCGAGGACGAUGAGGACGCGCUGCUGCGGCGUCUGCGGGGCCCGCGGGUUCAAGGACAUGAAGACUCAGGUGACUCAGAAGGGGAGAAUGAAGCAAAAGAUAAUUUUCCAACUCAGAAGAAGCCAGUUUGGGUGGAUGAAGAAGAUGAAGAUGAGGAAAUGGUUGACAUGAUGAACAAUCGGUUUCGGAAAGAUAUGAUGAAAAAUGCCAGUGAAAGUAAACUUUCAAAAGACAACCUUCGGAAGAGACUUAAAGAAGAAUUUCAGCAUGCCAUGGGGGGAGUACCUGCCUGGGCAGAUACAAAUAAGCGGAAAACAUCUUCAGAUGAUGAAAGUGAAGAGGAUGAAGAUGAUUUGUUGCAAAGGACUGGGAAUUUCAUAUCCACAUCAGCUUCUCUUCCAAGAGGAAUCUUGAAGAUGAAGAACUGCCAACAUGCUAAUGCUGAACGUCCUACUACUGCUCGAAUCUCAUCUGUGCAGUUUCAUCCUUGUGCACAGGUUGUGAUGGUUGCUGGAUUAGAUAAUGCUGUAUCACUAUUUCAGGUUGAUGGAAAAACAAAUCCUAAAAUCCAGAGCAUCUAUUUGGAAAGGUUUCCAAUCUUUAAGGCUUGUUUUAGUGCUAAUGGAGAAGAGGUUUUAGCCACGAGUACCCACAGCAAGGUUCUUUAUGUCUAUGAUAUGCUAGCAGGAAAGUUAAUUCCUGUGCAUCAAGUGAGAGGUUUGAAAGAGAAGAUAGUGAGGAGCUUUGAAGUCUCCCCAGAUGGGUCCUUCUUGCUCAUAAAUGGCAUUGCUGGGUAUCUUCAUUUGCUAUCAGUGAAGACCAAAGAACUGAUUGGUAGCAUGAAAAUUAAUGGAAUGGUUGCAGCAUCCACGUUCUCUUCAGAUAGUAAGAAAAUAUAUGCUUCUUCGGGGGAUGGGGAAGUUUACGUUUGGGAUGUGAAUGCCAGGAAGUGCCUUAACAGAUUUGUUGAUGAAGGCAGUUUAUAUGGAUUAAGCAUUGCCACAUCUAGGAAUGGACAGUAUGUGGCUUGUGGUUCUAAUUGUGGAGUGGUAAACAUAUACAAUCAAGAUUCUUGUCUCCAAGAAACAAACCCAAAGCCAAUAAAAGCUAUAAUGAACUUGGUUACAGGUGUUACUUCUCUGACCUUCAAUCCUACUACAGAAAUCUUGGCAAUUGCUUCAGAAAAAACGAAAGAAGCAGUCAGAUUGGUUCACCUCCCUUCUUGUACAGUAUUUUCAAACUUCCCUGUUGUUAAAAAGAAGAAUAUUUCUCAUGUUCAUACCAUGGAUUUUUCUCCCAGAAGUGGAUACUUUGCCUUGGGGAAUGAGAAGGGCAAGGCCCUGAUGUAUAGAUUGCAUCAUUACUCAGACUUCUGAAGAUUAUUUGAAAUCCAGUUGAGCCACAAGAGAAACCCGUCCUGAUAUAUCUUCCCAGAAACUUUCCUGAAUGUGUGAUAAUAUAUGAUUAAUGAUUUUUAUAGGGUCAGCUAUGCUUAAGUUAACAGCAGUGUCUUAAUAAACAUAUGGCAGCUUUUGUUUGAA
Lemur catta (Ring-tailed lemur) is the source of this 1887-nucleotide messenger RNA. It is a transcript of the gene UTP18, whose product is annotated as UTP18 small subunit processome component. NCBI's taxonomy places the organism in Eukaryota, Metazoa, Chordata, Mammalia, Primates, Lemuridae. Gene Ontology annotation, molecular function: protein binding. Gene Ontology annotation, biological process: rRNA processing. The coding region runs from base 1 to 1722 and encodes 573 amino acids. Gene Ontology annotation, cellular component: Pwp2p-containing subcomplex of 90S preribosome; small-subunit processome. The transcript has 14 exons. The record is from RefSeq and is a predicted model, not a curated record.